Messenger RNA from Annulohypoxylon truncatum, 2385 nucleotides. Its product is annotated as Nucleotidyltransferase. The transcript has 2 exons. The record is from RefSeq and is a predicted model, not a curated record. Gene Ontology annotation, biological process: double-strand break repair via nonhomologous end joining. Gene Ontology annotation, cellular component: nucleus. Gene Ontology annotation, molecular function: DNA binding; DNA-directed DNA polymerase activity. NCBI's taxonomy places the organism in Eukaryota, Fungi, Ascomycota, Sordariomycetes, Xylariales, Hypoxylaceae. Bases 481 to 2319 code for a protein of 612 amino acids.
GCUCUUGUUGCUCCCCGGUAAUGACCCAUAAUAAUCUUAGGUAAUACAUAUCCAUCUCAUUAGAGACUUCCGGUACUUUCUUUGUCCGGUUCCGCUGUUCUUUUUUUAAUCCAGGCUAUCCAAGGCUAAACUCAAAUUGACGUCACGUAACUCUAGAUGUAUAUCCAGCCUGUGUACCUAAUGACUUAAUUCUUUCGGAAGAUUUCAGGUAUAUUCUCCAAAUUCCAAUGACAGUUAAAUAUGGAUGUAUGAGUAUGUAUACAUGGGUAGGUACAUAUAGGCAAAGCGGCUACAUACCAAAUACAAAGUUUGACGUUCCGUCGUAAGGUACAUAUAUUUGUAUUGCUCUGAACCUUCAAAUAUUCCCAUAUCUAUUUCCGCUAGUAAGACAUUUUUUGAAUACUCGCUUCAUGUAGCAUCACUACUCGCCAUUUUCAUGUGCAAGGAUUAUGUCGUAGUUAACAGCAAAGCGCAAGCACGAUGCUCCUUCAAUUCCCUAUCAUUUAUCUAUUACCUACUCAUAUUGACCCCGACGAGUUGCCAGAGUGGGAGAGCAAAAUACCUACCUUAACCUACGAUAUCAACGAGGCCGAUGUCAUACUUGGGAAGAUAGCUAACAGAGAAAGGGCUAAGUUCGAACUAAGGCGCAGGAAGAUUCUAACCGAAGACGUUCCUUCAGCAUCGGACUCCUCCUCGGGCUCAUAUGGUCCACCACUAAAGCGUAGGAAACUCUCGGGUUCAUCAUCUCCAGAAUCCACAUAUAGUUCUAAGCAAGGGGUUGUCCAUGAUAGGGAUGGGAGCCCCGAUGAUGGUACGGGUGUUCGUGUCCCGGUCGGUCAGAAGGGUCAGAUGGUCGGCAGCAUAGACACGGAAGAUGAUAAAUCAAUUAUCAAAGUCGUCAAAUUGGCAUGGUUCAUCGACUGCUUAGCUCAAGAGUCCAUCCUUCCGAUAGAUGACUACCUGAUAUACCGGGGCCGUAAGACGCAGAAUGUGACCAAUGAGCCUCCCCUGAACCCCAAUGAUGUUCUCCAACGCGCGAUGCACGAAGGCGGGAACGAGCGGCCUACUUCAAGAGGAGAAUCGGCUCAACAUUUACGGACCUUGGGUAAUGUGAAGCGCCCUGCCUUGAUUCAAGAGUCGACUUCGGAACAUGAAGACCGUUCGCAGAUGCCCCCAAUUCCCGACUACCUACACACCCCUUAUUCUUGUCAACGUCCGACCCCCUUUACUCCACCCAACAAAUCUUUCAUCGAGGAACUAUACAAGGUUCGAACACUCAGACAACUCAAAAACGACGAAAUAGGUGUCAGAGCCUACUCUACAAGCAUUGCAUCUCUAUCGGCUUACCCAUAUCUCAUCUCCAAGCCAAGUGAAAUAGCUAGGCUCCCUGGGUGCAGUGAUAAGAUUGCCGAACUCUAUCGGCAAUGGAAAGCAAAUGGCUGUCUAGAAGAGGUUGAAGCCGCCAAAGCAGACCCGAAGAUGUCGGUGCUCCAAGAUUUCUACAACAUAUGGGGCGUUGCAGCGACGACCUCUCAAGAGUUCUACAAGAAAGGGUGGCGAGAUCGUGAUCACAUCGUUGAAUACGGUUGGGACAGCCUAACACGAGUCCAACAGAUCGGCCUUAAGUACUACGAUGAAUUGCAGGAGAAGAUUCCCCGUUCCGAAGUCGAAGGAAUCGGACGGACCAUCCUAGGCCACACAAAUAAACUCUGCAAAGGCUUUCAGAUGGUUAUUGUCGGCGGCUACCGAAGAGGCAAGACGGAAAGUGGUGAUGUCGACGUAAUCCUCAGUCAUCCGGAAGAGAGCGUCACUUCCAACUUCAUAGUCGAAAUUGUUAAUAGUCUGGAGAAGGAAAAAUACAUCACUCACACGCUGACCAUGAGCACGAAGAAUAGCGAGCGAGGGCAAACUCCGGUGUCAUGGAAGGGACAGAAUCGCAAGGCAGGUGCCGGUUUCGACACGCUUGACAAGGCGCUUGUGGUAUGGCAGAACCCGCACUGGGAUAAGAAGGCGUCGUCGAAAAACCCAAACCCCCACCGCAGAGUCGACAUCAUCAUCAGUCCCUGGGUGACGGCGGGCUGUGCAGUUAUUGGCUGGACUGGUGCUACCACAUUCGAAAGAGACCUGAGAAGAUAUUGCAGGCAUGUAAAGGGCCUGAAGUUUGAUAGUAGCGGUGUCCGCAGUCGGACAGACGGAAGCUGGGUGGAUCUCGAGAGCGACGCCAACGGCCCAGCCCCGGAUAUGCUGACAGCGGAGAGGAGGGUCUUUGAGCGGUUAAGCUUAGAGUGGCGUCCGCCGGAAGAAAGGUGUACGGGAUGAAUUCGUUUAUUAAACUCAGGAUAAUGUUUUGUAUCAUAAAUGAGAAAUGAGACCAUGAUACGAACU